CCCAUGUCGAUGGAAUGCGUUUUCGCCUAUUGUGUGCUCUGCACUGCUGCCCUGUUUUCCUUGAUUUCAUAGAUGCCCCGCCCUCUCCCCCUGGUGACAUGCAAGUACUGAUGCAUCUUCCCGAGGUUCACCGCCUUGUCUGCGCAUCCGUGAAUCGGUGCUAUUUGCCGAUCGACCAGUUGAUUGGUAGAGCCUCCUUCAGGAAGUACGCUUAUGUGAAUGGUGCCUGUAAGGAAUUCAUCUACGGCGUCGUGGGCGGCAAUGAGAAUCGCUUUGACUCUAAGGAGAAAUGCGAGUGGUUUUGUGGCCGACACGCAAAUCCUUUAAAUAUUUUUAUGUGUGAUGCAACGUAA
Dibothriocephalus latus is the source of this 353-nucleotide messenger RNA. The record is from the annotation of a GenBank genome assembly. NCBI's taxonomy places the organism in Eukaryota, Metazoa, Platyhelminthes, Cestoda, Diphyllobothriidea, Diphyllobothriidae.